UAUUUUCCUCCACGCCCUUGACUGUGAAGUUGCACCGUCCGCCUCUGCGAGUCGGGUGGUCGCCGCACGAGGACGGAACGGAAUGCUCAGUCUCGCCGCCCACAUCACGCCGCUGUCCUACUCCACACACCGCGCUCACCUACUCCAAUCCAGACCCCUCUCUCCCUCACCCACAGUCCCCGCCGGCGCCGCGUCCGCGUCCUGUGCGCCUCGCUCACUCUGCUUCCGCCGCCGCCGCAGCAGUCGUCUCGCAGCGGAGCGGACCCGGAGGCCUACCAUGGCAGCGGCAAUCUCGCUGGAGGCCGGCGGGGCCCUGGCCCAUGACCUAGGGUCUGCAGUCGUCACAGGUGGUGUCGCCCUCGCGCUCCUCAAAUUCUUUGAGGAGCUCGCCAAGCGCGGCGUCUUCGAGCAGAAACUCAGCAGGAAGCUUGUUCAUAUAAGCGUUGGGCUGGUAUUCAUGCUCUUUUGGCCUCUUUUUAGCUCUGGAUGGUAUACUCCUUUCCUUGCUGCGCUAGCACCAGGGGUUAACAUUAUAAGGAUGCUUCUACUGGGGCUGGGACUUAUGAAAAACGAGGCUAUGGUUAAAUCAAUGAGCCGCUCUGGAGAUUACAGGGAACUUCUCAAGGGCCCACUGUAUUAUGCUGCUACUAUAACUUUUGCCACGUCUCUUUUAUGGAGAACCUCACCAGUUGCUAUAGCACUUAUAUGCAACUUAUGUGCUGGGGAUGGUAUAGCCGAUGUUGUUGGGAGACGCCUAGGUAAAGAAAAGCUUCCAUACAAUCCCAACAAAUCAUAUGCUGGAAGCAUAGCAAUGGCGGUGGCUGGUUUUCUGGCCUCAGUUGGUCUUAUUUAUUCAGGUAUAUGCAUUACUUCCACACUUUCGGUUUUAUUGAGGAAACAUGGUACAUGGCUUUAAGCUUCCUCGUGGUCUCUGUAGCUGCAGCACUCGUUGAAUCGCACCCCAUCAGCACAGAACUUGAUGACAAUUUGACUGUUCCUUUGACAUCAUUCCUAGUUGGUAGCCUCAUCUUUUGAUGUUUAGGCGCAAGGACGUAUGAGAUGUUUCUCCGUCAUGCUGUAAUCUUCUGAUGUUUAGGCUCAAGGACAUAUGAGAUGUUUCUCCGUCAUGCUGUAUUUUAUGUAAAACGUUUCUAAAAUACUACUAUAAUUGUGAGAAUCUGUACCUAGAGUUUGGAGAAUAUGUUCGGUUUGUUUAUCAUAAUACAAGAGUGUGUUUGGUUAGGGA
Messenger RNA from Zea mays, 1246 nucleotides. RefSeq lists its product as uncharacterized. Bases 83 to 916 code for a protein of 277 amino acids. The record is from RefSeq and is a predicted model, not a curated record. Gene Ontology annotation, molecular function: kinase activity. The transcript has 6 exons. Lineage: Eukaryota; Viridiplantae; Streptophyta; Magnoliopsida; Poales; Poaceae.